AUGUAUACAAUAACAGUCAAACUACAACAGGUUGGAAACUACAAACUUGCGAACCCCCUAUCCCUUUUAUAUACGAAGAAUUUGAACCACCGAUGGCGCAAUCUCAAGGAGUUCUCGGGUGUGAAACUGUGGGUUCAAACCGCGCAAAGCAGUGACGAUAACGAUGUUAUUUCCCCUGUGAUUUGGGAGUAUUUGACUGCUCUUUGGGCUCAACAGGUUGUGGUGCCGGUGCAGGGAGAGAAAAAACCGAGUGUGCUUUUUUCCCUAGGGGAUUAUUUCGCCUUGCGGAGUGAAUCAAAGCAGAAGAAAGGAGUAGAUAUGGCCCACGAUGCUGCUAGUAGAGAAGUGAUGGAAGAUAACCCACCGUUGCCACCUGGCCCUCCCCCUGGUCCUCCCCCUGGUCCUCCCUCUACGGAAGCUGCUUCCAGCAGAAAGUCUACUCAAAGAGGCAAAAACAAACCAGCAAAUAGAAAGAGGGCCGAGAUUGAGCGUAAUCCACGACACCAGCAGGAGAAGAAGAAUGAGAAGAGGAAUGAGAAGAAGAAUGUGAACAAAAGUGCGAGCAAAGACGGUGAUGAUGGGUGGCAACACUAUUUCGAUCAGGUCACCGAAAGAUUCUUCUUCUACAACAAGUUCACAAAGGUUAGACAAUGGAUCAACCCAAGAGUGCCAUUAGAUGACCCGUGUAAUCGAAACCUUCCAACGUUCCAACCACCAGAUCUACCUGAUCCAGAGGAAGCUCAGGAUGAGUAUACAAAGACGCUAAACAGGUUGAAGGAGGAUCCAGAGUUCACCAAGUUAUCAACGUUUGAAAAGUACAAGAGAGUUGAGUCUUUGAAGAGAGAACUUGAAGGAAACAAUACAGAUGACGUUGUGUAUGAAAACCAAUCCAUUGACGAGGUAGAACCCUUUUCUGAAAUCGCAAACUUCCACGACACCAAGUCACAGAGUCAGUUUGCUAAGGAUUUAAAUAGUGCUAUACGGCAGGUUAACAGUAUUGAAGCACAGCAGACUAGACCAAAGCACAGAGUAACAAAGAAACAAGUUAAAGAGUAUAACAAUAAAAAGAGGGAACAGAAACAGAAAAGGCUGAUGCAAUGGUUAAAGAAUUGAAAUACAUAGUUCCUAGCACCACUACGCUAACUACAUAUCGCCAAUUGCUCAGAUAUACAUGAUCAACUACAACAGAGUGGAAAGGUUGUAGGACAUAAAUGCUCAUCGCGAGAAAACUAUAUAGUGAAGAAAAAAAAAUUUUUUUUGGGCUACACU
Williopsis jadinii is the source of this 1269-nucleotide messenger RNA. RefSeq lists its product as uncharacterized. Bases 1 to 1113 code for a protein of 370 amino acids. Lineage: Eukaryota; Fungi; Ascomycota; Saccharomycetes; Phaffomycetales; Wickerhamomycetaceae. The record is from RefSeq and is a predicted model, not a curated record. The transcript is spliced from 3 exons. Gene Ontology annotation, molecular function: protein binding.